GGUUACCUAGCAACCGGGAGAUGCUGCGAGGCCCCGCCAAGCGGUCGGAAAGUGCAUUUCCAUUGCCGGAGGAACCCGAGCUGACAGAUCCCGGACCGGAGCAAUUAUUAGAAGCCCCUCUAAACCUCAGGGGUCUUUGGCCCCAACCCAAUCAUGACGUCUCCCCUGUGCUGGGCGGCCUCUACCAACGCCCUACCUACUCAGGACCAGAUUGCGACCUCUUCCAAGACCAAGGGUAAUCAGGCUCAGGCUAAGCGCGACCACCCUAGAGGCAAGGGCGCGGCACAAGUCUGGCCCCCACUCCAUUCCAAGCAGGGGUCCGUCCCUGCCAGUCGGCGGAAGUCUGCUGUGCACACGCAGGUGGCUGAGUUACAAAGGAAGAUACAUCUCUUAGAGGGUGACCGGAAAGCCUUUUAUGAGAGUACCCAGUGGAACAUCAAGAAGAAUCAGGAAACCAUCAACCAGCUACGCGAGGAGACCAGAGUGCUGCAACUACAGCUGACAGCCCUACUCCAGGGAGAUGAGAAAGUGGUCCAGGCAGUGAUUCAGGAAUGGAAGUCAGAGAAGCCAUACCUGAAGAACAGGACAAGCCAGCAAGUCCUUGAGCACCUGGACCACCAGCUGAGGGAGAAGGUGAAUCAGCUCAACGCUCUGCGGCACCAGGUGGGGUUGCGGCAGAAGUGUCUGGAGGAGCUGCAGCUGCAGCACAACCUGCGUGAGCUGGAGAUGGCUGAGGCACAAGAUGGCAACACGGAGGUGGCUAAGACCUUGCGGAACCUGGAGAACCGUCUGGAGAAGGCCCGGAUGAAGGCGGAGGAGGCUGAACACAUCACCAAUGUAUACCUGCAGCUCAAAGCCUAUCUACAGGAGGAGAGCCUUCGUUUGGAAAACCAUCUGGAUUCCAUGGAGGCUGAGGUGGUUAAAACAAAACACGAGCUUGAGGAACUGCAUGUGGUGAACCAGGAGGCUCUCACCGCCCAGGACAUUGCCAAGAACCAGCUGCAGUAUCUGGAGGAGACCGUGUUCCGAGAGCGCAAGAAGCGUGAGCGCUACAUAACGGAGUGCAAGAAGCGCGCAGAGGAAAGGAAACUGCAGAACGAACGCAUGGAGCGCAAGACCCAGCGUGAGCAUGUGCUGCUGCAGUCCGAUGAUACGCUCCAGGAUAGCCUCCGCACCAAGGAGGAAGAGCUGCUGCGGCGCUGGAGCAUGUACCAGAUGGAGGUGCUCUUUGGCAAGGUUAAGGAUGCCACCGGCGUGGCCGAAUCGCAUGCGGUAGUACUGCGGUUCCUGGCGCAGGGCGACACCUUCACACAGCUGGAGACGCUCAAGAGAGAGAAUGAGCAGACGCUGCUGAGACUGAAGCAAGAGAAGCAGCAGUUGCAGCGGGAGCUUGAAGACCUCAAGUACUCCGGGGAGGCCACUCUGAUGAGCGAACAGAAGCUGCUGGAAGAGUUGCAGGAGCGCCUCAAGGCGGAGGAGCAGCGGCGGACUGAGGCCCAGAGCCAGCUGGAAUGGGUCAAACGGACGAUGCAAACUCUGAAGGAGGGCCUUGAGCACCUGGCGGGCAAGCUGGACCAAGUCACUGUGGCUGGCCUCGCCCCUGAGGAAGUCCCGCCUGGAACUUCCCAGGAUUUAAGAGACUGUGCAGACCCUCAGGAUGCCAGCCGCUCCGUGGAGAAGGAGCUGGAUCCCGGGACAGGUGACUAUCUGCUGAACCUGCUGGGCCUCGUGGAGGAAAAGCUGCUGAAGCUGCAGGCGCAACUCGAGAGCCACAAUGUGCCUGAGAUGCUGCGCCACAUCGCAGAUCUUCUACUCCAGCUUAGAGGGAAAGCUACCCAUGUACAACACCCGCCUCGCCCUGCCCCUUGCCAGUCCCAAGGACAAGUUCUUCGACGAAGAGGAGACCGAAGACGAACACAGCCACGUGGUGACUCGCGCAGAGCUCAAGAUCCGUUCCCAGAAAUUAAUCGAAUCCCGCAGCAGGAGGCGCAGACGCUCACGGAGAUCCUAGACUCGUCCUCACGCCCACCUGGCGCGUCUGGGCCACUGCGGAGCUCCGGAUCCCUCGGGGCCCAACCUCCAGCCCUCGGGGCCCCUUUAAGGGCUGAACGCAGACAAGACAAGGGAGUGGAACGGCCCAGCGGAGCCCAGAGUGGAGAAGGGGGCUGGGCCUCUGGACGUUCCCACAGGAAAUAUCCCCAGGCGGCCUCGGAAUCACGCAAUAAAGGUCACCGACAAGCCCCCUGGGUAUUCGCCUUUCCUUGACCCUGCACCGCCCCAAAGAUGGCGACCCCUCAAACCCAGAGCCACAGGUUCAGACCCUCUGACCUGGGGAAUGAUGACUCCCAUAGCCUGGGACACAGAUUGUGCUCCCCCUGGCCCCCAGAGAAACAGGAUAUCCCCACACUUGGGGCGGACCAGCCCUCUCCACCUGAGAACAGAAUGACUCC
Rhinolophus ferrumequinum (greater horseshoe bat) is the source of this 2450-nucleotide messenger RNA. It is a transcript of the gene ODAD3, whose product is annotated as outer dynein arm docking complex subunit 3. The record is from RefSeq and is a predicted model, not a curated record. NCBI's taxonomy places the organism in Eukaryota, Metazoa, Chordata, Mammalia, Chiroptera, Rhinolophidae. The transcript is spliced from 13 exons. Bases 154 to 2265 code for a protein of 703 amino acids. Gene Ontology annotation, biological process: cilium movement; outer dynein arm assembly. Gene Ontology annotation, cellular component: cilium.